AUGAAGUCAUCUGUCCAGGUGCAUGCGGAAGAGCUCCCCGAGGAGAUGUAUGCAGAUGCUAAUGCUUUCCCGCUCAUCAGGAGACCGUCGGGGGUGUCCAUCCGGCACGCGGUGUGGCAGUUCCUGGGCCCCGGCUCCCUCGCCGCGCCGGGCUUCAUGCGGCCGACGUUUGACCAGGCGGGGUCCAGGGCUGCCGAGCUGGUCCGCAGCGCACCGUCAACGUCGUCCAAGUCGGAGAUCAUGCAGCAGAGCAGGAGAUCCUUCCUGCUCGGCGCCGACGAGAUCCGGUCACAUUCUCGAACAGAGCGGAGCAGUCAGCCAUGGCGAGUCGCCCUAACUGCCGAGCACCUACGUCGCCGUCUCGUCCCUGGCGUGGGCGUCCAUCGCCCGGGCGACGCCCGCCAUGCUCGACGCCGACUACGCCCAAUGGUGAACGCGGACUGCCGCAGCGACCUGCGCCAGCCACUCGGCGACGGCUUCUUCGGGACCUGCGUCAAGGCGUGCUACGCGCAGGCCGGCGGGCGGCGCGGGCGGCCUGUGCGGCGAGGCUGGCGUCGCGCGCGCCACCGCGACCAUCCAGGGCGCUAUCCGCGCGUACUUGGAGGAGCCUGA
Messenger RNA from Panicum virgatum (switchgrass), 612 nucleotides. RefSeq lists its product as uncharacterized. The transcript is spliced from 2 exons. Bases 1 to 612 code for a protein of 203 amino acids. The record is from RefSeq and is a predicted model, not a curated record. Lineage: Eukaryota; Viridiplantae; Streptophyta; Magnoliopsida; Poales; Poaceae.